AUGUCUGCAAGACAGAGAAUGAUUCAAGACAAGAUGAGAAAAAGAGAAAAAAGGCAAAGGACUGCAGGAAUUCUGCCAGAUGAGGUCACAGCUUUGACGUCACAACAGUCUGCUGUUCCUUGCGGGACAGUGGAUGGAGCUGAUUCAGCUCCUCCCGGUAAUUUUCCGGGGCUUGGUUCGAUGGGGUUUCCACCUAAAGAGGAAAAACCCCUGGCCAGGGUGCAGGCCUCACCUCGAGUGAAAAUGCAUUCACCUGCCCCGAGGUUGCCAUCUCCUCGGGGAAGUCGUCUGUUUGUCCAUGACGAGGGCAAGGCACCGUCCACUGACUCCCCACCGUGGGUUUGUGCUCCACCGAGAGCACCUGGAUCGGACAUAGUGCAUAUGUCUGAUCCAGCAGGACAGGCGCAGCUGGAUACCUCCAGGAUGGAGGAGACCAGUAGAAUAUCAAAAGAUGAGGGCACUUUAACGAAUUCUAAACUGGAAACUAUACGAAUAUCAAACAGAAACUUGAACGAAAAACCUGAUAUUAUAGAAAGUAUAAACAGAGAAAGAGAUAUGUUGGAGUCUGUAGAAAGUAUGUUGGGUUUCAGAGAUGAUACAGAGAUUAUAGAAAAUGAGUUGAAAAAUGAUGGAAAGAAAGAUAUGAAAUCAACAAACGAAAGAAUUUUUCACAGGAAAAAGGGUCAGAAUAUAAGAGAUUUGAAGGUACAAAGUGAUCAGAAAGAAAGUAGUAGUAUGCAGGAUUGCCCUGGUGAGGAGAAUACAAAUUUAGAAGCAAGAAAAUCAUAUCCUGUAUCUGUCCAGGGCUCUUUCCAUCAAGCUGAUCCUAUGUUUGGUGACAAUGCAGGGACUCAAUGUGUGGCAAAUUGUCUAUCAGCUAUAGCUUAUCAUGUUCUGAAAAGUGCAGAAAUCUGGCAAACAGCUGAUGUCAACAAAGUUUUAGUGAAUGGGGAUGAACUAUACACAUAUCUACAGAACAGUUCUUCAGUUACAAGUAGAUAUUUGUUAGUUGAAGAGUUGCCGCAGUAUUUUGAAUGCUUCAGUAAAACAUUUGAAUUCACAGUGAAGGUAUCAGUACCAAGUUUAAUCAGCUUAUCAGAGGAGGAACCAUGUUAUGAAGAUUUUAAUGCUUGUCCCCUUUUUGAAGCUCUGCAAAUGACACUUCAUGAAACAGUCGGAUGUUUUGUAUGUUUUGGAGGAAAUACUUUGGUAGUUGGGAAGACAACUGAUGGGUUUUUCAUAUUUGAUUCCCAUUCAAGAUGUUCUCGUGGAUAUCUUAGUAUGCAUGGAAAGAGUACAAGAAUUUUAUUAGAGAAUGUUCAUGAUGUUUAUUUGCACUUAAGGUCAUUAGCAAUUUCAAUGGGAUUUUCAAGAACUGUUGAAUGUGAACUAACAGGGGUAUUAUGUUCCUUGAAGAAUUUUGCUGUGGCUGAAGUGUAUGACCAAGAAGAAGCUGAGAGAGAUUUAGGAAAAGAAAUAGGUUUAAAUCAGGAUGCAUUAUCAACAGAACAACCAGAGAUGUUACAUACAGAUGAAUUGAUUUUUGUGGACGAGGAAAGCAAGCAGCAUGAUUUUAUUCCUUUAUCUGUUCAGAAUCAGAAGGAUUUGUGCAAGAAAAUGGGGUUUUCAUAUGUCGUUUUAGGACGUCACAACAGUUCAGUAUCUGUAAGAGAUAUGGGUGUGCCUAGAAGCUGUAAAGAUAUUGAAAGAGAUGGGAAUUGCUUUUUCAGGGCUAUAUCAUUUAGCUUGACAAACUCUGAAAUCCAUCACAAACAAAUUCGUGAAGCUGUUUGUAAACACUUGCUGAAAAAUGAAACAGAAUUUCGACAAUUCAUGCGAUCAGAGGGAUCUUUGCAAUCAUACUUGCUCUCAAGUAAAAUGACACAGGAAGGUAUAUGGGCAACGGAAUUGGAGAUUCUUGCUACAGCACAUAUGUUGAAUGUAGACAUAUACACUUACUCAGAUAUGAGGUGGCUUCAGUUCAGUGGGCAUGAUCUGUGUGCUGAAUCAGGAGAUCAGGGAGAAGCAAUUUAUUUAUAUCACAGAGAACAGAAUCAUUAUGAUGUUGUUUUGCAAGUGACAUCAAGGUUGGCAAAAAUUGACUGUUUCCUCAUGAAUAAUCCUGGUGGAAGAGAAUAUAUCCUUCGAAAAGAAAAGCAAAUGCAUAUGAGAAAUAGGCGCAAGGCUCCAGAAUUAAAAGUGAUCGUGGACUCGAAUGAAAAUCGCAAGGCUGCCCUAAAGAAAAAAUAUCAGGAAAAUGAGGAGUUCAGGGAAAAAAUGUUGAAGCAUAAAAAGAAAAUGUAUACAAAUGCAGAGUAUAAGUUGAAAGCACAAUUGAGCAACAGGCAUCGUUAUCAUAGAAAUAUUGCUUACCAGUUAAAAUAUGCCUUAAAUGCUGAACACAGAGGAAAGGUUUUGAAAAGGGGUAAAGAAAAGUAUCAAACAGAUUUGAAUUAUAAAGAGCAAAAGAAGAUACAAAGUGUUGGAAAAUAUAAGUUGGACUUGAAGCACAGAGAAUGUGCCAAAAGAAGAAGUAAAGAAAAAUACAGAACAGAUCUGAAGCAUCAGAAUAAUGUGAAGGGAGCAAGUGUAAAAAAGUACAAGACAGACUUGAAACAUCAGGAAAAGGUCAAGAAGACAAGUUCUGAAAAGUACAGGACUGACUUGGAACAUCAGAAAUAUGUUAAGAAAGCAAGUACUGAAAAGUACAGGACUGACUUGGAACACCAGAAAAAUGUUAAGAAAGCAAGUACUGAAAAGUACAGGACUGAUCUUGUGCAUAAGGCCAAUUUAAAACGAACAAUAUUGGAUAAAUACAAGGCAGAUGAAUUCUACCGAAAAAAGAACAAGGCUGCCAAUGUCUGUAGGUAUCGAAGGAAUGAAGCUUUUAGAGCUGAAAAGAAAGAACAAGCUGGAAGAAGAUAUCAAUUUAAUGCUGAAGUUCAAUUACUCACGAAGAAUCGUAGCAAGACUAGCUACAAGUCAUCCCCUGAUGUUCAAGAGAGAAAAAAGAGUAGAGUACAACAGAAUAGGAAAAUUAAAAAAAACAAAAUGAAACAGGCAGAAGAAGUUUUGAGAUCAUUUAAAGAAAAUGCAUCGAAAGGACCAGAUUAUGCAUGUACUUGUUGUCAUAGGCUGUUGUUCAGAAAUCAAGUACAAGUUUGUGAACAUCAAAUGUAUGAAAAAAGUGAAGCAGCAAGAACUAUCUCACAUAUUUGUUUGCUAGGCAAGUAUUUCCAUGAGUGUUCUGAAUCAUGUCCGGAAACAUGCACUAAAUCAUCAUCAUGGAUUUGUUACACUUGCCAUAGGAAAAUAUUAAGUGGCAAAGCACCAUCAGAGGCUGCUGCAAACAAUAUGACUUUAGAGGACAUUCCACCUGAGUUGGCAAACUUAAACAGCUUAGAACAACAUCUCAUUGCACUUCACAUACCGUUCAUGAAAAUCAUGGCUCUUCCACAUGGUGGACAAAGAAAUGUACACGGACCUGUUAUUUGUGUGCCCUCAGACAUGAGAAAAACUACCAGUUUACCAAAACAAGGGGAUGAUAACUUGUUGUUGCGAGUGAAAUUAAAAAGGAAGCUGGCGUACAAAGGUUAUUUUGAAUACCAGUUUGUUAAUACAAACCAUGUAAUGUCAGCCUUGACAUUCUUGAAAGAGAACAAUCAGUGGUACAAAAAUGUCAUAAUUGAAUCCAUUCAGAAAGAUGACAUGGAAAUUCCUGGGCAAAUGACUGAUUGUGAAGAAGAAAAUGAAGAGAGUAAUGAAAACGAUGAUCAAAUGAUUGCAUUUGACACUUGUUUACAACCCGUAGAUGUUGCACAAGAAGUUUUGGACCAUUAUUUCGAUGAUGUUUACAACAUUGCACCUGGUGAAGGGAAGAAUCCUGUGCGAAUGCUACAAGAGCCUGGAAAUGAAGCAAAAGCGUUUCCUUGUCAUUUCCCAAGCGGAAGAUUUUCUUGGAAUGAAGAAAGAUCACAAAAAUUAACACUAUCUAGGUAUUUUAACAAUAGGUUAAUGAAUGCGGAUAAUAGGUUUGCAAAGGACACAAAUUACAUUUUCUUUAGCCAGUACAUGUCCGAACUCAACCAAGUGAUUGAAAAAACUCGGAUUUCACUCAGAAAAUCUUUGUCAAAAUGUUCUAGCGGGAAACCAGUGACAGCAAAUAUGCUUCAAGAUCCUACUACGCUCUGUAGUUUGUUGAGGAAUGAUGAGGCAAUAAGGUUCAUGCAACCGAUAAGAGGAACACCCGCAUAUUGGGCAACUGCUCAGAAAGAUCUCUUUGCAAUGUUGCGGCAGUUAGGAAUCCCAACCUGGUUUUGUUCGUUUAGUGCUGCAGAAUAUAGAUGGAAUGAUGCAGUUAGGGCUAUAUUAAGGCAGCAGAGUGAUGACAGAAAUCCUGAUGAAAUGGAAUGGUCAGAAAAGAAUGAAGUUCUAAGAUGCAAUCCUGUCACAGUUGCUCGAAUGUUCGAACAUAGAUUUCAGGUAUUUCAUAAAGAGGUCAUUCUUUCACCUUGUGAACCAAUCGGAAAAGUGGUAGACUUUUUCCAAAGAGUCGAGUUUCAGCAGAGAGGAUCACCACAUAUGCAUUGUUUAUACUGGGUGUCAAAUGCUCCUAACAUUGACUCUGAUGGAGAGGAAGUUGUCUGUAACUUCAUUGACAAAUAUGUAACAUGUGGCAUACCCUCGGAAAUUGAUGACGCAGAGCUGAGAAAAAGUGUCCUGGAUGUACAACAGCAUAGCAAGAAUCAUUCAAAAUCUUGCAAGAAGAAAGGCACUGAUUGUAGGUUCAAUUUCCCAAGGCCUCCAUCCCAAAGGACAUUUAUAACAAUUUCUUCAGAAGAAGAGAACAAAGAUAAGUCUGAAGCAGAGACUCGAGAGGAGAAAGUAAACAAAGCAUAUGCAAAGGAAAUUUUGCUAAGUGUAUGGGAUAAAAUACAAAAUGAUGGCGAAGGAAAAACGACAAAAGAAGUAUUUGAUGACCUUUCACUAACUCAGGAACUAUACGAAGAAGCUUAUAACAUGAUAACAGCAAGGAGGUCAGUUGUUCUCCAACGUAACCCAAAUGAGGUAUGGACGAACCAAUAUAACCAGUGUCUCUUGAAAUGUUGGGAUGCUAACAUGGACAUUCAGUUUGUUUUGGAUCCAUUCAGUUGUAUUGUAUACAUCGUUUCCUACAUAUCAAAAUCAGAAAGGGAGAUGGGCAUGUUACUGAAACAAACAAAAAUAGAGGCAGAAGAGGGAAAUCUCAAUGCUCGACAGACAAUGAAAAAAAUUGGAUCUGCAUACUUACAUCACAGGGAGGUCAGUGCUCAGGAAGCUGUUUAUAGGGUGUGCAAUCUAAAAAUGAAAGAGUGUUCGAGAAAAGUUGUUUUUAUUCCCGUUGGUGACAAUCCAUUACGCUUAAGCAAACCACUGUCUUUGAUCAAAAAGAAAUCAAGUGAUGAAGAAAUAAUCAGUGACGAGGAUGAUGAUGAAAAUGAUAUCUGGAUGACAAACAUAAUUGAGCGUUAUGAGAACCGUCCAGAUAAGCCAAUGUUCCAUAACAUGUGUCUCGCAAACUUCUGCUCCGAAUUCAGAGUACUUGCUAAAUCUCAAGUUCCAAAAAAAGAAAACGAGAAUGUGUUUGAAUUGCAGAAUGGUAAGGGAUAUGUGCAACGCAGAACACGAACACAGCAUGCUGUUGUAAGGUAUCCGAGAUUCAAUGUUGAAAAUAUGUCGGAAAAAUAUCAUCGAUCUAUAUUGCAACUUUUUCUCCCUUACCGAACAGAGAAACAAUUGAAGCCUCCAGGAUUCGAAUUAUAUGAGGAUUUCUAUGAAACUGGUCAUGUGAAAAUUAAAGGGACAAGACGAUUGCAAUCGGUGAAAUCAAUUGUAGAUUUGAAUCGUUCCCAUUAUGCACAAAAUGAACAGUCAUUGGACAUUGCCCAAGAAGCAUAUGAAAUGGAUGGUGAACCAGAGGAUGCGUGGUCACGCAUAUGUCCAGAAACAGAAGUACUAAGAAGAGAAGGUAUAGCACAGAGGAAAGAGAAGACAGUGCAACAAGAGAAUGAUAGGGAAGCUAUUCCAGAUAUGGAGACUGAGAUGAAUAAUGCAGAUGUGCUGUAUCAUGUUCACCAAAAUGUUACUUCAAGAGAGGAAAUGUCAACAGUUCUCCAAAAUUUGAAUGAAAAACAGAGUGAGAUAUUUUAUUUGCUUCGAGAGUGGUGUUUAGCAAAGAUAAAUGGCAAGAAAAGUGAACCUCUGCACUUAUUUGUGACUGGUGGUGCAGGCACUGGUAAAAGUCAUCUCAUAAAAGCAAUUCAUUAUGAAGCGUCACAUUUGCUUUCUAGAAUGACGUGUGAACCAGAAAAGGUCACUGUACUCCUAUCGGCAUUCACGGGAACAGCAGCCUUCAACAUUGGCGGAAACACGCUUCAUCAUUUAUUUUCACUAACAAAAUAUCUGCCUCUGCCAUAUGAGCCAUUAGGAGAACAAAGCCUUAGUGAAAUGAGAGUAAAGAUAGGUGACAUACAGAUUCUUAUCAUUGACGAAAUAUCAAUGGUAUACAAAAAGCUUCUGUAUUAUGUACAUGAGCGGCUAGUGCAAAUUAAAAAAUGCAAAGAUCCAUUUGGAGGUGUUUGUGUAAUCGCAGUGGGGGAUUUCUAUCAGCUUCCUCCUGUUAAGCAGCGGAAAAAUGAGAGACUCUAUAAAGAGAAUUUGACUUAUCCUGUGGAUUACUGGUUCGACUUUUUUAAAGUGAUCGAAUUAAACCAGAUAAUGAGGCAAAAGGAAGAUACGUCAUUUGCCGAGGUGCUAAACUCCCUUCGUGUAAGACAGACAAAUGAGCCAUUAACAGAGGAGCAAAAUCUGAUGUUAGAACGGUGUCUCAGAGAAGGACCAGAGGAUGUUCUUCAUGUGUUUUGCACGAACGAAGAAGUAAACACAUUCAAUUUGACAAUGCUAAGAAAGACGUGUGAAGAUUUAUUAGAAAUUGAUGCUGAAGAUCAUAAGAAGGACAAAACAUCUGGAAAACUGAUUAAGAGAGACAAACCCUUCCUAAAAUCAACAAGUGAUGGCCUUCCGAACUCCUUACUAUUGUCCAUCAAUGCAAGAGUCAUGCUCACAAGAAAUUGCAAUGUGGAAGACGGACUUGUGAAUGGAGUAAUGGGUUAUGUUUCCCAAUUCCAAUACAAAGAAAACAGUGCAACAUGUCUUAGAGCUGCUAGUUACCUAGUCAGCAUUGUUCGUUCAAGCGAGACGUGA
Messenger RNA from Saccostrea cuccullata (small rock oyster), 7242 nucleotides. RefSeq lists its product as uncharacterized. Lineage: Eukaryota; Metazoa; Mollusca; Bivalvia; Ostreida; Ostreidae. Gene Ontology annotation, biological process: DNA repair; telomere maintenance. The record is from RefSeq and is a predicted model, not a curated record. The transcript is spliced from 2 exons. Gene Ontology annotation, molecular function: DNA helicase activity. The coding region runs from base 1 to 7242 and encodes 2413 amino acids.